AAAAUAAAUACAAAAGAAAAAUGAAAUCCCCUGCUAAAGCUGCAGUUUGCAGUGGAUCGUGGGGUGCCAUGGAAGCAACAGCAAUUUCUUCUUUAAAGCUGUUAAUAACAUUUCCUGCAGACAAGAAAGCUCUAAAUACUACUAGGAAGAAGAGAGAUACAAUCCAAUUCUCCGAUCAGUUUCCAAAUUCAAAAUCAAGUACCGGACCUUCUCCUACUGGGAUUCCAAUUAAUGGAAGAAGAUUAAAAACCAGGUCGAAGAUCUUAGCCAUCAAUGACCAUGGUAUUUCGGCUGCAGCAGAUAUAGCCCAAGUGGAGGUCACCUGGCAAAUUAUUUUUGGAGCUAUAGCUGGUGUAACACCCUUCGUUGUAGCUGGGAUUGAGUUCAGCAAAAGAAUAAUAGCACAACGAAGGUGUCAAGUAUGUGGGGGAUCUGGACUUGUUUUAAAGGACAAGGAUUAUUUUCGUUGCCCAGAAUGUGGAGGGUUUUUACCAUGGCAGACAUGGAAAAGAUUCUUCUCUGGUUAGCAUGUGUGUGUAUUUUGGUAUUCAUAUAUAGUUUCUUAUUUAUAUACGCGAGUAUUUUAUAUA
Populus euphratica (Euphrates poplar) is the source of this 590-nucleotide messenger RNA. RefSeq lists its product as uncharacterized. NCBI's taxonomy places the organism in Eukaryota, Viridiplantae, Streptophyta, Magnoliopsida, Malpighiales, Salicaceae. Bases 21 to 527 code for a protein of 168 amino acids. The record is from RefSeq and is a predicted model, not a curated record. The transcript has 4 exons.